Molecule: messenger RNA, 1913 nt
Organism: Haliotis rufescens (red abalone)
Lineage: Eukaryota; Metazoa; Mollusca; Gastropoda; Lepetellida; Haliotidae
Exons: 6
Coding region: 311-1492 (393 amino acids)
Source: RefSeq, a predicted model, not a curated record
AUUCAGCAAAUGCGUUGUCAGAAACUCGAUGAUAUACAAUGAACCUGUACAGGAUGUUGAUUACACGUCGAUAGUCUGCUAUCGACACCUGACGCCGCCGAGUCUUCAAUGCCAAGCCCUUCACAGACAGCGUUCGGUGCGAGAUUUCAUAACGACAUUGGUGACGGGGAAUCCCCCAUUCAUCGCGACAUUGCUCGUGUCAUCUUCGUGAACACAACCCACUCAAUCAAGGAAGUGGAUCGUGGCGUUUUGCACGAGACGAUCUGACAUCACUGUCAUCAUGUUCAACACCUGAAAUGAACAGCGUUUGAUGUGGCUUGAAAUCGACAUGAUUGAAGUUCACACAAUCAGCUCUUCUCACCUGACGACGGCCCAGUGCGACAUAUUGAAGUACAUUGUAGGACGCCGCCGUGAGAUCAGGGCUGCGGGAGUGGUCGAGGUGCUGACGGCGGACGUCACUGACGCCGGCUCAAGAACGUGGACACACAGGGGAUAUGGGGUCAUGUGCUUCAUCAAGGAUCAUCCAGGAAAACAGUACAUCUUCAAGGCGUUUAACCUCAUGACGAGGCAGGAAAUACAUGAGCACACUAUCAACAACAAGUUCAAGUACAUAGAAAAAAGUGAUCGGUUUCACUACAUGACGGGAGCGAAAAAUCGAAUGACUGGCCUAAAUUUUAUUGACGAAAGCGAGGCUAGGGCGUUUAAAGAGACAGUGGACCGCAAAAGGGAACAGUGGACGUUCCCCUCCGUCCCGCCCCACCCCCGCGGGCUGCCCGAUUACAUCCCCCCUCACAUCUCGCUACAGGAAAUCAUACAAGAAUUGCCACAGGAAGUCCCGUCUCAUGUUCUACCACAGGCCCCGACACAGGUCCCGACCCUCGUCCCGCAUAACAUUUCUUCACAGACCCCACAAGAAAUGUUGGCGCUGAACGCGCAAGAAACACCGACACCGGUCCCGGAAAAUUUAUUCACACAGGUCCCGCAGGAGGUCCCGUCCCAGGUUCAAUCACAGGUCAUGGAGCAGGAUUUGACGUCAGAGGUCUCGCAAGAGAUGACGUCACAGGCGCCACAAGGGAUGACGUCACAGUCCCCAAAAGAGGUUCAAUCACAUGUCUCCUCACAAGUCCCGUCACAGCCGAACGAAAAGACGGACGUUGUUGCCAGUCCCGCAGAUCAAGCCACACACGAUCGACUAGAUGAUCUAGUGACGGAAGGCCAACUGAUGACGUUGUCGACGGCGUUUGGCGACAACUGGCAGUCUCUGAGUAUCCAACUCGGCAUCUGCUGCCAGGAAGAGCUGACCAACGGCGACAACACCACCCAACAGAAGAUGUACAGCGUACUAAAAGAAUGGGUCAGGGUAAACGCCCAGAAAGCCACGAGUCGUGUUUUCUUGAAUGCGAUCAACUCCGUCAAAGAUGCUGGACUUGUGACUGUUGACAUGGACGUCGUCCAUAAAGCCUGUAACUUUAAAGAGGAGUCGGAUGUUUAAUCAAGGCUCGUCCGUCCAAUGUGCCUUGGCUUGGAGUGAACGGCUCCAAAAGUGUGAUUUAUUGUUUUCCAUAAUGUAGAAUUCUGUCCAUGAAAUAGUUACAUACUGUCAAUGAAUGUGCCUUACAAUUAAGCUGGACUGUUUCCGUUGAUUCGGAUAAGUUGUUAAAUUACUGUCAGUGUGGAAUUGUUGUGUUGGGCUAUGAUUCCGAGCUGCAUAAUUGCAUAAGACUUGAACAUGAUGUUCCCCGUCAAUGUGCCCUUGAUAAUCACACCUGUUAACACGCAUUUUGGUAUAUUUACAUAUCAAAGGUUUAUCUUUGUGUAUAACAUUCAAGUUUCUUGUUAUGACAGUGGUGUGAAACUUGGAUGCAUAAGAAGAUUGUAUGCUAUGGUUGUUGAAUAAAUGCUUUGGAGUAUUA